Molecule: messenger RNA, 1047 nt
Organism: Spathaspora passalidarum NRRL Y-27907
Lineage: Eukaryota; Fungi; Ascomycota; Pichiomycetes; Serinales; Debaryomycetaceae
Gene: CHA1
Product: Cha1p
Exons: 1
Coding region: 1-1047 (348 amino acids)
Biological process (GO): L-threonine catabolic process; L-serine catabolic process
Molecular function (GO): L-serine ammonia-lyase activity; pyridoxal phosphate binding; threonine deaminase activity
Source: RefSeq, a predicted model, not a curated record
AUGGAAACUUUAGAUUUGCAACCAACCGCCUUACGUAGUCCACACGUUAAAACUUCAUUGAUUGAAGUGACACAUAAAUUACCUACAAGACCACCAUGUCGUGUUUUCUUUAAGAAUGAAUUAGAGCAACCAAGUGGCAGUUUCAAAUUAAGAGGAAUCGGAAAUUUAGUACGCACAUCGAUUGAAAAAGCACAUAGAGAACAUCCUAAUAAAACAAUUCAUGUAUUUGCAUCAAGUGGUGGUAAUGCCGGUUUAGCUGCCGGGUACCUGGCUUAUUUUUACAAGGUCAAAUGUACCGUCGUAUUGCCUGUUAUUUCUAAGAAGUCGGUCCAAGACAAAUUAAGAUCUUAUGGUGCUGAAAUUGUCUUAUUUGGUAAUACAAUUAAUGAAGCUGAUCAACAUUUAAAGAACUUGUUGAACUCAAUAGAUUUGGAACAGAUUUAUCCUAUCUACUGUCAUCCUUUUAAUAACCCAUUAAUUUGGGAAGGACACUCAACUUUGGUAGAUGAAGUAACAUCUCAAUUAGGAACAAAAAACAUAAAAGGUAUGGUCUGCUCAUUUGGAGGUGGAGGUUUAUACAAUGGAAUUUAUCAAGGAAUGGAAAGAAACAACAUAAAUGGAGAAAUGUUAUUAAUUGAAACUUUACAAGCCCCAACUUUAACUGAAACAUUACAGGCUGAUAAAAUUAUCACCUUAAGUUCAGUCAAAUCAUUAGCCACAUCCUUAGCAUGCUCUUAUACCACCGAAAAGUCAUUAGAAUACUUCAAGAAUAAAUCACAAAUCCACUCUAAAUUAGAGACUAUAGAUGACAUUGAUUCUUUAAGAGCUUGUGUUGCUUACAAUAAAAACUGCAAGAAGGUAGUGGAACCUGCAUGUGGUGCUGCUUUGACAGUCGCUUACAAUAGAAUGGAUUUAUUAUAUAAAUCAUUCAGUAAUUUGAAACAAGACGAUGUUGUCGUUAUUGUUGUUUGUGGAGGUUCAUGUACAACAGACAAAGAUCUUGAUGAGUUUCAAAGGAUCAUCAGAAGAUCUGAAAUUAAGUUGUAG